GUGUUAUAAGUAUAACAUUAUUUAAUGUUACUGGGUUAAGAAUGAUAAUAGCCCUUCAAAAUUGUUAUAGUGCUAUUUUGAUAACAUAUCUUUACUGGAGUGAUAGUGAUUUGAAGAACUGAUUUCUGUAAAUUAAUGGUGAUUUGGGUGACUUUUGAAGCUGUGUUAUUUUCACUUUUAACUUCUGUUUGCUUGUGAAUGUGAAGUGUUAUAUAAGAUAUAGUAACAUCUCUAUAGUGUUGUGAAGAAUAACAUAAUUUAUUGUAACAAAGAUUAGAUUUUGGUGAAUUUAGGGUAGCAUUGUUUACAUCCGUUCGGUGUUCAUAAUACUUUAAUGGCUUUUAAAAGGAUAUAAUUAAGUUACCAGACCGUGAAUUUGGUCAAACGUUGGUGUUGAAUUAAUUUUUGAUUGUAGGUUCAAAUUUUCGUGACAGCAUUCAAGUGUGAACUAUCAAAUUUUGUUUUUGCGAGUUGGACUUUAUGUGAACUUUUUAUGCGAAAAGGAUGUUACAUUGAAAGACUAUAAUAAUUACUUUGAUGGAGUAAACAAAAAAGGAGAUCAUUUUCAUGGAAAUACAGAAAAAACAAGCCAGUUGGUUGUAUUAUGAAAGAAAGGAAAACCACAAGUAUAUCGCUGUACUGUGUUUCUUGUGACACUCGGCUGAUAAUUCAUUAAACGUUGACGUCAAAAGUUGUGUUAUGAUUAAUUAGAUAUAAUGAAAGUUUUGCAUCGAACACAACUUAACAUGUUAACUACUUCAAUUAUCUCGAUCGAGUGACUUACAAUAAUUCGGAUAAAACAAGGAGAUAUUUGUUAUUCAGAGUUGAAACAUUGUUUUAAGUUACACUGGUCAUUAAUUUCACCAUUACGGUUUUAAUCGUGUUAAUACUAUAACAAUUAAUUGCAGUGUUAUAACUUGAAACGUUUGCAAUUGCGUGCUGAUAUUUACAAGUGCAUUUGUAACUUGAUCGUUCACUACCGUGUAAUAUGUGUAGAGUUAAGAUGAUAUAAUAAGGAACUCGUGAAAAAUGCUAACUUAAUACUUCUUAUCUUGAGCAGGAACAUAAAUAUAGACUACAGUCAUUUGAAGUGGAUUUAGAUAAUAAAAUUUGAUGGGGAAUUUUUGUGUCAAAAAAUAUCUAUACCAGGAACAUUCUUUUGUUAACCUUUUCAUUUUAAAUGUGAUAUUUAAGUGUUUAUGAGAAAGCUUUAAAACAUUUAAAAAAUGGGUGAUUCAUAAAAAUAAGGAAGUAUUAAAAACACUUUGAUGGAAUUAAAUGACAGUUGAACAUAAGAUUUUUGUGUGUUAUUCAACAUGCAGUUUUCAUGAGGAUAAUACUGUUUUAAUAUCUUCAACUGAAUUUCAUUCUUCAAAGAAAAGAAGAAAUACUGAAACCGCAUAAUCUGAAUUCAAAAUCAUGUGUCAAGAACAAAAACUACUAUCUGUGGUUACGGAAUUGACAAUUUUGCCUUUUCUGUGCAAAAACUAAUUUAUGACAAUCAAGCAGUGUUGUUUCUGAUGUAUUUAAGUGUUGUUACAAGGUGAAGGUGACUUUUGCCAAUAUGAUCGGGUCCAUGUAUGUUAUUGUGGAGGAAAAUAAAUAUCAGCUCCAAAAAUAUGAUAGUGAUGGAGAGAUGGACAUGCCAGUCAAAAGGAGGGGUGACAGUAGGCGUGGCCAGCUAAGACACGCCUUCUCUGAGGCCUUACCAAAUGAAGAUCCAAGGAGGCGGAGUGCGACAAUGACAGAAGCCAAGGAGUAUGCAUACAGCCGGCUGCAACAGGAGCUUAAUAAUGCCCAGUCGGAGCUGAAAUUAAAAGAUGAGGAGUGUGAAAAGCUUCUGAAAGUCCGUGAUCAGAUUGGAGAGGAGCUUGAGGAGUUGACUGCAAGUCUUUUUGAGGAAGCAAAUAGAAUGGUCCAGGAUGCAAAUAUUAAGAGAAUGCAUACGGAAAAACUGCUUGCUGAGGCCAAUCAUCAGGUUGAAGUAUUACAAGCGGAAGUGAUUGCCCUCAAGCAGCUUGUUUUGACCUCAACGCCCAGCACCCCAAACAAACACCUACAUCCGCAGAUUUCAAAAGGGGACACGCCAAAAGAGAAAGAGAAAAAGAAGGAAAAGGGGCUUACACCUUUCUGGAAGACUCAUCGCAGGUCGACGAGUCACCACCAGUUCACUCAGGAAGAUCGCGUCAUGGCCGAGGCUCAACAUGAGGCUAUGUCGGACCGAUGUUCAGAGGUCGAUGAUGUUUGUUUCGAGGAGUUUAAAAGCUGGCGACACAGUCCAUCAUUGUCCCGCAACUGUCCUUUCAUAGCUCGCAUUGCUGCUGAAGAUAUCUGUACCUGCCUCAAUUUUACAAAUACUCAUUUGGCAGAAAGAGUAUUAACCUGUGUUGAAAACAACUCACUGGCCAUCGAACCAAUUCCAGGAGACACUCCAUACAUGGGGAAGUGUGAACUAUCUCAGGUCCCAAAGGUGUGCAAAUAUAAAGUGAAACUUGGGGAAGACAAUACUUGGAACUGUAUAUCGCAGCACUGUAGAAAUAGGAUAACAGCUGUUUGUGACUUCUUCAUGUAUGUCAGAUAUAUACAGCAAGGUUUGGUUAAAAGUGCAGAUAAGGAUGUUUUUUACGAAAUUGUGAAAUUACGGAAACAGAUGGCCCUCGCAAGACUUGGCUAUGUCUGAAAGCCAUGUUUACACGAGGCGUAACUGUGAUUUACUUCUGCAAUGGGUUGUGGCCCUUUGAUACAGACCACACUGCAUUUAUCUUCCACUCUCCGCAAGAGUUAUCUGAUCAUAACUUACCUCAGUAUGAUUGCCUGACGUUAUGUGAAAACAAGUCGUAGUUGAACGUAUGGAAAUGUUUUGAGGAUUCUUCUUAUACUUCUCCUUUCAAAUACUAUGCAGAGCUCUCACUAGGGCAGCGUCACAUGUGAAUUAUGUACACGGUCAUUGUGAAGCGUGAAACUCGUAGAUUUUUUUUUAUAAAAGCGUGAGUAAAUAUAGCUGUACCCAGCUAGUGGCGGCAUCCAGCUCUUACUUAAAGGCGUACAAGGUUGGGGCUGUAACGACAAUCUCUGGCAGCUGAUUGCACAGAUGAAAAAUACCCUCCUUAGUACACAGACAAUUAAGCUUCAUUUUAGUGGAACUUGAGUGUUUAUAUCGGGUGGAACUUUAAACUGAUAGCGAAUAUCAAGUUUGAAGCAUGGAACGAAACUCUGCUUUAUAACAUAAACACAGUGCAGCAAAGUGAAAUACAGUGUAGCUGUUAUUUUGUCAACUUUUUGUUUGAAAAUUUCACUGCGCGCUUGGUACGGAAAACUGCUAAAUAUCAAAAUCACAGUGUGCAGCAAAGUGGAAUACAGCGUUAUUUUGUCAACUUUUUGUUUGAAAACUUCACUGCCCCAGGAAUUCACCAAGCAGGCGAUCUAGUAUAGAAUCAGAGCAUUUUUGGCCCCUUUGUAGACCAUUGCAUUUUUUAAAUUAUUUUAUUACCAUCCCGUACAUGUUGACUGGCAUUUUAGCAGUAAUAACUCAUACCAAGUUGUCAUUUUUUUUCUAAAUUUUACUGAAUUGAAGGGUUUUAUAUGAAAGUAACUAAUGUUAUUUAAUUUUCAUGUUGAAAUUCAAUAAGGUGUUUUUCCCCAUUAAAGCUUUGAACACCCCUGGCCCCAAUUUCUCGAAACUUCUUAAGUUUAACAGGCUUAAGUAGCUUAUUUCAAUUAGCCAAAAUACAUACUUAAAUUGAAUUUUGAUAAAUGAAAAAUGGUUUAUUGUGAUAAUCAUAUUGAUAAUUCCUAUCUAAAGCAUAAAAAUUCUUAAAGAAGUUAAUAUUAUGCAAUUUAUUGAACACCAAAAAUAGUGAGCUUAGCUUAAUCCUGUUAUAAGGGACUUAAGAAGUUUCGAGAAAUCGGGGCCUGAUUCAUAAAUCGGUUACUAUUCCGUACUGGAUUGCACUUCGCAUAAAUUUUAGAAUUGGCAUCCCUGCCAAGGUUUGAGAUGAUUAUUUUUAUAAUCACAAUUCCAUUGCUCUUUAAGUUUCUUAAUUUGAUCAGAAAUAGCAUUGUAAUGACGAAUAAUGUAUUUCAUAUGAUAUGUUUCAUAACUGAUAUCAAAUAUUAAAAAAACUCAUUAGGCUUAAAAAAGGGGUUUGUUUUUAGUUACAGCAAGGAAAUGAUAUUGUUAGGUAGACAGGAUUUGAAUUUAUUAUUAUUUUUUAUUUGAAUUGCAAACAGUUGAAUUUAUAAUAAUUUUUCGCAUUUCAGCUCAAAUUUAACAUUCAUAUUUUAUUUUUUGACUGCAAAUCUCGUUAAAUGUUUUUUGAACUUUAUAUAUUUUUUGCAGUAGGAGAUUUAAAAAAAAAUAUCAUUGACUAAGUAACCAGAAACAAACGCCUUUUAAAAGGCCUUUAUAAGGAUUACGUAACUGAUUUUAAGCAGUAGAGAUUGUUAAAUAAAUCAAAAUCAUGAAAUACACCCACCUUUUUACUGAUGUGUGCCUUCCGAACCAUUCCAUUAUUGUUUGAUUUAUGAUUUUAUUUCUUUUUGUCUGGAGUUUCUCCUUUCACUAGGAGAAGAAAAAUGACGCUUGAACAAUUUAUUAAUAAAAAUGAAGUGGAGCAAUUAUUUGAUUAAUUUGUUAAAUGUUAAAAAAUUUUUUUAAAGAAAUGAAAUAAUUUUUGUGAUUACAAAAUUUAAUUCCACAAAUGUUCUUGAAAUAUUUUGUUUUUGUAUUUAAUGCAAUUAAAUUUGGAGUGUUAAAUAUAGAGUAUUUGACAUCACAAAAAGCGGACUGGUUCUUAAAUUUUCCUUGUUGGUUUCGGAAUAUGAUUGUAUGCAAAUGAAAUUCAGGAAGAAAAACUUUUUUUACAUUCUUUUCUUUGUUCUUUUAUAUGAAAAUAAAUAUUUGUUUGAGAUAAACAAAAUACUGUUAAAGGAACCAUUGUGUCUAUCAUGUUUAUGUAUGGGAUAAUUGUUUGUUUUAGUGUAAGAUAGCAAUAUAUUUCACCCAAUGAGCACCCAAAGCAGGUCAUUUUUUUUGGUGCAAUUUACUGCCUUUUAAAGGCAAAAUCUUGACAAGACUUAGUCUUUCACAGCAUAAUGUGUGCAUAAAAAAGUAAAAAAAAUGUAUAUUUGCCAUUACAUUAGCUGUUUUGGCCUGAUUUUGUAUUUUCCCCAAAGUAGUAGCAGUAAAAAUAAUUCCAAAAAAAAAUCCCUGAAAGCUAUGGUUCAAAAGUGGCUUGGCCUUAAGUGAAUUUACUUUUGGAACUCAUGAGGUGAACUUUAUCGCAAUCUUACAUUGAAAUAUUUUUUUUAUUUCAUGCUUAUUACUUCAUAAACAAAAAUUAAUUGUUAUUUUUUUGAUAAAUAAUUAACUCUUAUUAUAUUGAUAAAUCGAGGCAAGAUUUAGUCAAAUAGCAUUAAGCAUCAUACUGGAAAUGAUGUCAUUCAGAUUUUUCCUCUAAGCACUAUGGGAGUUAAUGUUUGUUUUUACGGAUAAAACCACAGGGGCAGGGUGCGUUAUUUUGAGGCAUGUUUCAAAACAACGCACCCUGCCCCUGUGGAUAAAACCUGCUAAAUUAGCAGCUCAUGUGAGAGAAACAGUGAAAUUAUAUUUUUGAUAAACUCACUGUGUCAAACAGUGAGUCAACCAGGAUAUUUUUCAUCCUUAUUUUUUUAAAAAGUGUGGAAAAAGCAUGAAAUAAAAUGUUAACUAUUAGACGUUCCGUUAUGUGCUAUAUUGUAUUAUGUUGAAACUUAAAAAAAUGUUUGUAAUGUAAGGGAAAAAAUAUAUGGGAUAAUCAAGUGUUUAAUGUAUUAUUAAUUUAAAUGUGAAUACACACUUGGCUGAUUGUUCAGAACUCUGUUAAAGUUAACAACAUUGUUAACAGCAUCAUUGUUAACUUUGUCAAAAAGUGAAAUAUUUUAUGAUAUAUGAAUGACACAUUAGUACAGCUGAAAUAGUUGUCUCAAAUCUUGUUUUAGAAAAACAGGAGAUCACAACUGCAUCCAUGAAAGUUUAAGAGAAAGUAAAGGUUUAAAAGACAAAAAUGACGAUGUUAACAAUGACUUUAAUAAAGUUCUGAAGAAUCAGCCCAUUGAUGAUAAAAAGUAAUGGUUUAACAUGUGCAAUAUUUAAAUAAACUUAUUGGUGUUUACAUAGCAAUAAAAAUACAUGUAUCUAUAUCUAUAUAUUUUUGAUAGUAUUAAACUUAAGUGAUUGAAGAUUUCAGUUACAUUAAUAAUAUCUACUUACCAUCAUUCUUGUCUAAAAGUUAUUAACUUGUGGCAUUGUCUGUGAAAAUGAGUGCUUCUGAGGUAUUCAAUUUAACAACAUAGCCAAGAGAUAAGAUUACAAAACAAAAUUAUAACAACGGGUAAAAUUAAAUUAAAGAUAUGUUUAUAUAAUUUGAUUGCCUUCUUACAAGCUCUGUGAGUGCGCGCCGUCCACUGCGCAGACGAGAAAGCAGCUUCAGGGACUGUGUUUAAUGCGCUGUAAGUGUGGACAUUGGAUGCUGGAUUGUCCAGUCAAUACAAGCCAGCUGAACAAUAAGCAAAACCUUGCGAAACAAAUAAAAAAUCAGUUUUUCCUUAACAGGAGUUUACCGACCAUGACUCGUAUUAUUGCCUUUUUUAACAGGGUGCAAAACCUCGUAAAAACAAAAAUAUCAUAUUCUCCCGAACAUACGUUAUUUUUUUGCCAACCAUGUCACAUAUGAUUGCCUUUUAGCGUGGUGUAAAACUUUGCAAAAAAUUCUGAAACAUAGGUCAUUCUUUGCCGACCAUUUGGCAUAUGAUUGCCUUUUGCAAAACCUUGCAAAAAAUGAAAAUGCAAAAAUUUCCUCAACGGGACCCAUUUUCACUGACGACAUCACAUAUGAUUAUAUUCACAUAAUGUAUUAACCCUAACGAUUUGAGUCACUCAUAAAUUAUCAUUAGUGUUGGAAGUUAUGCAAUUGGUAAAUUUUACCUUUCAUUAUUGUUAUUAAGUUAUUUUCAUUAUCUCACAGAACUGUUUUCAAUGGUCAAAUAAUAUUAUUGAAUAUUUGAACAUUUAUUUUAAAUUGGGUUGAUUGUUCAGAACAUUGUUAACGUUAACAACGUUGUUUAUUGUUGUUAAGUUUUAAAGGUGAACUAAUUAGUUUGAUGGGUUCAUAUAUUUUAUUCAAAGAAUUACAGCUGAAUUAGUUUUCUCAAAUCACAUCUAAAAACAGCGAGUCACAUAUAACACAUAAAACUCAAAUAACUUUCAGAGUAUUUAAAAUUUGAAAGUUAACAAUGAUGAUGUGUAAAAAACUAUGAAUUGUUAAUGAAUGAAUGAACACACAAAUGAUUUUGCCUUGAUUGUAUUUUUGCAAAAUGUGGUGCCAAUUAUAACAAUAGAUAUAUAUAGAUAUAUACAUACUCAUUCUCUAUUUUUGUAUUUUGAAAAAAAUAUUUUUACAUAAAUUUAUUUUUGAUGCAUCAUAUUGGUCAAGCUGUUUCAUAUUUCAUCUUUUUACAUAACAAUCAUUGGUAUGUGAUUUUUUUUGAAAGCUUCAUUUAAGACUAUUUCGGAACUUAAUGAGUAGAUUGUAAUAAAAAGGUAAAAUGCAUUUUUUACUAAACCUAAAAUUUCAUGACUUUUUAAACUCAAAGCAUUUGAAAAUAUUUAUCAGUGAAACAUCUUUGGCUGUAACAUUUCACUUUUAUUUUUAGUUGAUAUGAAAUUACUGGAAUUCUGUAAAUUGCUGUCCUUUUGUGACAAGGCUUUUGGGCAUUACUAUUGUAUUGUAUUUUCACUUCAUUACUUGGGUAGUAGCUUCAGUAUUUACUGAACAAUUUUAUCAAUUUCAUUUAAAAUAAAAUAAAUUUUAAUGGUACGUGUAUGUAUUUGUUACUUCAAAUUAUCAUUAAAAGACAUUUAGUACCGCAAUCAAAUAUGAUGUGUGUAUGCUCUUCAGAAAUUUUGGAUAUUUAUCUCCGAGUCAAACCUUUUUUAUUUUUAUAAUAUUUAUAAUUUAUUUUUGCCCUAAUUUCUUAAGCAAUCUUAGUCCUAAUUGGGUAAAAUUUAUGUAAAAUUAUCGUUUAAACAGAGUUUUGAGACUUUAUAAGAAAUUAUUUUAAUCAUUAUAGUUGUCAUCAAGUAUUAUGUUUUUACAAUUAAUUUUAAGUAAUGGUUGAAGGUUGUUAGUAUGUACUUACAGAAAUAAAUGGUUUGAUGCAAUGAAAUUGCAUAACCAUUUAUUUCAUGUAAGUAAUUACUUAAACAACCUUUUAUUUUUUUAGUGGUCCACAUUUAAUUGUGUAAAUAACCUACUAAAUGGGUCAAAUGCCUGUUAUAUCUAAGGCUUUAUCUGGUUUAAAUUAAUAACGGCUGACUGUUGAUUUACUGAAAGAAAUGUAUUGGAAAACUUGAGAAAUACUGCCCUCUCAUUGGACAAAAUAAAAUGUUGACCACUAAUGGAAUUAAAUGCAAAGAUUGUUUGAGAAAUUGUGGCCACACCUAUAUGUAUUGGCUUUCCACACACCAACAGCUAAAUUUGAAUACUUUAUAUGUAUUUUUCACAAUACUGUUUAAUAAAGAUAUACAUAAAAAUCAUAAAUUACUAUCAAAAUAUACACGCAAAUCAUAAAUAACUAUAAUGUUAACCCAUAUUAUGUUAACGAAACUUGUUGUGAUCCUCAAACAUUGUUAUAUAAAUCAGGCUUUCCAGUGGCUCUAAAAUCCUAGUCCAGAAUACACCAUUUAAUACUACAAUUAGCCAAAAUUUUCUUGGGGGUGGACCAGCACCACCUCCCCUCACACACACUAUUUGGGGGAUAACUGUUCCGGGGCCAAGUAACCCCCUUUCUUAUAUCAAAACCUGGACCCACCCAUGCACACCUGUUCAGAUUGAACUUUGAAGUACCGUAGUUUCCUUGUUUAUACAUGUACAAACAUCACAAACAGGUACGGGGAAGGGAGCACCAGCCCCAAGCCCCAGGUAUUCAGAGGUAAAUGAUUCCUUAAACGGGCCUAUUUUUUCAAAUGCACCUAAAAAUCCUAUUUUUUUCCAUACAUGUUGUUCAGAAUAGCCCUAACAGUAGCCCCUUAUGUAUUGCCAGAAGUUGCUGGAAAGCCUGUUGAUUCUAAUAAUAUAUACCGUUAUAUGCUGUUAUGUACAUAAACAUGCCUUACUAAAUUUGCCAUUUGCAUUUGUGUGUGUUAACUUGAUCUUUUGAAAUGUGUGUUUUGUUUUUAUGCAGAUUAAACAAAACAUUAAAUAAAAUCUUGUUGAAUA
This is a messenger RNA of Mya arenaria, 9257 nucleotides long. RefSeq names its product rab-3A-interacting protein-like. NCBI's taxonomy places the organism in Eukaryota, Metazoa, Mollusca, Bivalvia, Myida, Myidae. Bases 1565 to 2680 code for a protein of 371 amino acids. Gene Ontology annotation, molecular function: guanyl-nucleotide exchange factor activity. Gene Ontology annotation, cellular component: Golgi to plasma membrane transport vesicle. The record is from RefSeq and is a predicted model, not a curated record. The transcript has 11 exons. Gene Ontology annotation, biological process: exocytosis.